Messenger RNA from Aspergillus luchuensis, 369 nucleotides. RefSeq lists its product as uncharacterized. The record is from RefSeq and is a predicted model, not a curated record. Bases 1 to 369 code for a protein of 122 amino acids. Lineage: Eukaryota; Fungi; Ascomycota; Eurotiomycetes; Eurotiales; Aspergillaceae. The transcript has a single exon.
AUGUCUUACGGUGUCGUGUGUAUUCCCAAGGAGCGGCUGUUGAUGCAACCGGUACGACGGUAUGACAGACAAAUGAUUCCUAGAUGGACCCAUGAGUCACGGAUGGUGGAUUCCGUCCAUCCGCACCAACUGGACACGACGAGCCAUGCUUUUGCGUUUAGUCAACGAGUAGUAAUGACCAGGAAGAACCCUGUCCCAGCUGGCCAUACAAACCAUGGCCAUCCACAAACUUGGAUGCAUCGAGUCUCUGCGCCGAUCGCGGGUGUGGACGGAACGAAGAAUGCCAGGCUGAUUCGCUCUGGCGUCUCCAAGUCUCCACCUCCCAAUCUCCCCCCUGGAAGCCAUCAUUGGCCAAUGGCUCUCCCGUGA